AUGCGCCAACUGUCCUGCGACGCCUCGCCGUGUGCCCUGGGUCCUGAGGACACCUUCGACGCAUACUCCAGCCGUGUCUUGGCCUCGUCCAUCGUCUGGUUCGAGCGUCUGGCCCAUCUUGCCCCCCUGAAACCUCCUGCUCCCGCCCCCGCCGCUGCUGCCACCGAGGGCAGUGAGAGUUCCACUCUGAAACACCGUCUGGCCUGGCACUCGACUGGGCGUGAUGACUGUGUCUACGGCAGACAACUGUGCUCGCCCAAGACCUUCAUGGGUGGAACGGAGUGGAGCCUUAAUUUAGCGGCUCAUCGACCUUUUGAGAUCACAGAUGCUGAUGUGGAUCCCAGUGGAUGCUUGGUUGUAACGGCUUCCCUUAGGGUUUGUACUGUUUUUUUUUCUCCCGAAACCAAAACUAAUCCCACUACCAUUACUUCUGCCAAUUUUUCCGCCACUACUUCUACUGCUAGUAAUGCUACUACUACUACUACUACUACUACUACUACUACUACUACUACUACUACUACUACUACCACCACUACUACUACUACCACUACUACUACUACUACUACUACUACUGCCACUACAAUUGCUGCUUGUACGACUAGUAGUUCUACCAUCACCACUAUUACUGUCACUACUAUUACUGCUUACAAUACUGAUAGUUCUACCACCACCACCACCACCACC
Messenger RNA from Spirometra erinaceieuropaei, 684 nucleotides. Lineage: Eukaryota; Metazoa; Platyhelminthes; Cestoda; Diphyllobothriidea; Diphyllobothriidae. The record is from the annotation of a GenBank genome assembly.